AGGCGUCUCUGUCCUUCAACCAAUCAGAGGAAGCGGUGUAUCACAAGGAAGCAGAGCCACAACGGGUCAUUCUCACGCUAGUCACCAGCAGCAACUACUAUAAUGCCGUUCAUAAACGUAGAAACCAAUUUACCUGCAAGCAAGUUUCCAGAAGACUUGUUGAAAAGACUGUGCACUACAUUGGCUGCAGCUUUGGGGAAACCGGAAGACAGGAUGAAUCUGGUGGUGAAGGCUGACCUGCCGAUGAUGAUCGCGGGGUCCAGCUCCCCGUGUUUGUUGAUGUCCUUGUCUGCCAUAGGAGUGACUGAUACCGCGGAGAAAAAUAAGGAACAUAGCGCCAAAAUCUUCCAGUUUCUAACAGGAGAGCUUGGUCUUAGCGAUGAUCGUAUUUUGAUAUUGUUCUACCCUCUGGAACCAUGGCAGAUUGGAAAGAAAGGAACAGUGAUGAGCUUCUUAUAAGGCUUCUUUUUUUGUGUGUGAUUCCUGUUUGGGAUUCAACUAGCUGGACAUGCGUUGCUCCUGGGCGAUAGGACCGGUUGUUCUUAAGAAUACGAAUAUUUCCUGAUCUUCUUGAACAGUAGACUGUGAUUUAAAAAAUAAUCACUUUACUAAGAUAAAUAUAAAAUGCAUUCAGCGUUUUGAUGGGAAAUCAAUAUAUCGAAUGUCUAUUUUUAGACAAUAAGGAAAAUUAAAGUUAUAUUGUAUAACUAAUUGUAUGAACUGCUCGUUGUUAGUCAACUUUCCUGAGAAGGUGCCAUAUUCAACACAUCUACGGGUCAAAUCAGACCAUAGUAUCCAGCUUACAAAAACCAUAGAAAUAUCCAUAAUCGUGUAGUCGGCUCAAAGAGUGAGUUUUGAUUUGUCGCAUUACUAUUUUGAUUUGCAUAGCACAGAGUAAAAGUGCACACAAAAUGUCUUUUUCUCACCGAAUUUAUCAUCAGCUGUGUUUGUCUAGUACGUGGAUUUAGAAAUUUGAUAAAAAAUUAAACCGAAAAUAAACAAACAUUCUUGAAUAAA
Molecule: messenger RNA, 1017 nt
Organism: Puntigrus tetrazona (Sumatra barb)
Lineage: Eukaryota; Metazoa; Chordata; Actinopteri; Cypriniformes; Cyprinidae
Gene: ddt
Product: D-dopachrome tautomerase
Exons: 3
Coding region: 103-459 (118 amino acids)
Molecular function (GO): phenylpyruvate tautomerase activity
Source: RefSeq, a predicted model, not a curated record